Messenger RNA from Phyllopteryx taeniolatus (common seadragon), 6794 nucleotides. RefSeq names its product bromodomain and PHD finger containing, 3a (gene brpf3a). The record is from RefSeq and is a predicted model, not a curated record. The coding region runs from base 819 to 4421 and encodes 1200 amino acids. Gene Ontology annotation, biological process: regulation of transcription by RNA polymerase II. Gene Ontology annotation, cellular component: MOZ/MORF histone acetyltransferase complex. Gene Ontology annotation, molecular function: protein binding. NCBI's taxonomy places the organism in Eukaryota, Metazoa, Chordata, Actinopteri, Syngnathiformes, Syngnathidae. The transcript has 13 exons.
ACUAUACACAACAUGAGGGGUUAAAAAAAACGCAUUCUACGGAAUUUGAUUGGACGGAGAGAAACAUGACAGCUGAACUGGCUACCAAUUGGACCAGUUGGGACAGAGACGGGGCGUGUCCUUACAGGCAGUGAACUCACACCGGCCAAAACAUUAGGUACACCUGUUCAGCCCAACAAGCGCCAAAUACAAUUUAUAUAAACAAUUCUACCUUUGUAAAGACCCUAAAAUCAUUUUGAAUUCAACUAACCUAUCAGGCGAGUACAAUUUUAUUUUUUUAACUACCUAUGAUGAUGCAGUGCAGUUCUGCCAUAGUAAUAAACAUAUUGUUAAAUAGCACCUUCCAAAGAUCCAUCAAUAUUUGCAUUAUAGUUGACCAAGUGUAGGUACAAAAGUGGACAUGGUGUAUUUUCUCAGCUAAGCAAAUUGUUGGUUGAACCUGCAGUUCAAACAUGCAGUCCAGCAACAUUUAUUUUUAUCAUAUCACCCCCCAUGAAAAUGAGUUCAGCAGGUGUUAAAGAAGACUUUUUUUUUUUUUUUACAUUUUAAAACGGUUCCCAGGUUUUUUAACAUCAUCAAAAACGCCAACGAUCACAAAUUACAGUACACUUUACACACCCUCUAUCUUGUGAAAAGUAACCUGUUUUGAGGGUGUUCCUGCCUCAAGUGAGCGAGCCAGCUCUCAUUCUGGCCCACAUACUGCUGAGCUAAUAGAGUACGGAUUUUGUUAACGUGACGACUGGGUAUGAAGCUCGGGGAUUGAACCUGCGGUGGGAGACCCCAAAGUGUAGGGGAAAAAGCUGCUCUCAGCACCCCCCAUGCAGAAGGCGAGGGGGUGGGAAUGUAAGAAAGCUGUAAGUGGACUUAACAUGGGUCGCGGCCGAGGCAGAGGGCGAGGCAGGGGCAGGGGCUCGGCGGCCCAGUUGCGCUCGCCCUCGCCCUACAGACUGCAGCUCUCUCCCUCCAGGGAGACGCUGACAUACGCCCAGGCGCAGAAGAUCGUGGAGGUGGACCUGGACGGCAGGUUGCACCGGAUCAAUAUCACGGAUCCCCUGCCGGUGAUCACAGAGGAUGAGAUGAUGGCCCAGGACAUCGCGGAGUGCAACAGCAACAAGGAGAACAGCGUGCAGACUCAGAGAAGGAAGCCCUCCAACACCAAAGGGAGAAAGAACGUCAAAAAUGUGUCUCAGCAGAACAAACGAUCAGGCUCCCAACAGCAAACGGCAUCGACCAAUUCCCUCCAGCUCCAUAGUCCACUCCCGGAGCCCACCUUCCGCACGCUGGGCUCCGUUUGCCCCCCGGACGGCUCUCCCCUGCCCACCACGUACUACCGCUUCAUUGAGAGGUCCGGCGAGGAGCUGGACAGAGUGGCCGAGUACGACAUGGAUGAGGAAGACCUAGCCUGGCUGGAGAUGGUGAACCAGAAGAGGGUGUCCGACGGCCACGCGUCUGUGUCCGCCGACACCUUUGAGCUGCUGAUCGACCGCCUGGAGAGGGAGUCCAUCUUGGAGUCCCGUAGCCAGGCGCUGUCCCAGUGUGCCGUGGACGAAGACGCCUUCUGCUGUGUGUGCCUGGACGACGAGUGUCUGAACAGCAACGUCAUCCUCUUUUGCGACAUCUGCAACCUGGCCGUGCACCAGGAGUGCUAUGGCGUGCCGUACGUACCCGAGGGUCAGUGGCUUUGCCGCUGCUGCCUGCAGUCGCCUUCCCGACCCGUAGAUUGCGUGUUGUGUCCCAACCAAGGAGGGGCCUUCAAGCAGACCAGCGACGGGCGCUGGGCUCACGUGGUGUGCGCCAUAUGGAUCCCAGAGGUGUGCUUCGCCAACACCGUGUUCCUUGAGCCCGUGGAGGGGGUGAAGAACAUUCCCCCCGCCCGCUGGAAGCUCACCUGCUACCUGUGCAAGCAGAAGGGCCGGGGCGCGUCCAUUCAGUGCCACAAAGCCAACUGCUAUCGCGCCUUUCACGUCACCUGCGCCCAGAAAGCCGGACUCUACAUGAAGAUAGACCCCGUCCGGGAGACGGGCAUCAAUGGAACUACCUUCUCUGUGAAGAAGACCGCCUUCUGUGAACACCACUCCCCGGUGGGGUCCCGGCGUGACGGGCCCGGAGACGAGUCGGUGGAAGGCAGACUGGUGGGGGGCAGGGGAAACAGGGGCCAGCGGUCGUACACUCAGAGCUCCCCUACCCCACCGGCGAAGAAGGCAUCCAAAGGCCAAAAGAAGAAGAAAGGGCCUGGUGGGUCCACACGUCGAUCGAAUGUGCCUGUGCUGCUUGUGCCUCAAAUUCCCUCUCACAGGCUGAACAAGAUCUGCACAGGAGUAGAAGUCCAGCGGAAGAAUCAGUUCAUGCAGAGGCUUCACAAUUACUGGCUACUCAAGCGACAGUCGCGGAACGGGAUGCCUUUAAUACGUCGACUUCACUCCCACAUGCAGGCCCACCGGACUGCCGAACAGAAAGAGCCGGAUGAGAAGCUGUGUGCUGCCCGAGAGGAGCUGCGUUACUGGCAGAAGUUGAGGCAAGACCUGGAAAGAGCCAGACUUCUGGUGGAACUCAUUCGCAAGAGAGAGCGGCUAAAGAGGGAACAAAUGAAAAUUCAGCAGGCUGCCACAGAGCUGAAGCUGACGCCGGCGCUGGUGCUCCUGCGGACCACCUUGGAGCAGCUGCAGGAGAAGGACACAGCCAAAAUCUUCUCUCAGCCUGUCAAUCUAGCAGAGGUCCCAGACUACAUGGAGUUCGUAUCCCAGCCCAUGGACCUGUCCACCAUGCGAGCCAAGCUGGAGGGACACGCCUACUGCUCCGUCGCUGACCUGGAGGAGGACUUUGAGCUCAUGAUCUCCAACUGCCUGAAGUACAACUCCAAGGACACCAUGUUCCACAAAACGGCCUUGCAGCUGCGUGAGGUGGGCGGGGCCGUCCUACGCCAUGCCCACAGGCAGUCGCAGAGCAUCGGCCUGGACCCGAGCACCGGCAUGCACAUGCCCGAGUCUCCCAAUAAGCAUGGCUUCCAGCAGUGCACCUGGGACGACGUCGACUCCCUCUUGGACCCCGACAACAGGCUUCACCUGAGCACGGACGAGCAGCUCAAGGCCUUGCUGGACAAACUGGACGUGGUGACGUCCAUGCGGACCAGCGGCGGACGAACCAAACGCAUUCGCCUACUGCGGCGAGAAAUCAACACUCUGAGGCAGAAGGUGAACCAGCAGCAGCAAAACACUCAGACACUUAAUGCCAAGGAUGAAGAGGAGGAGGAGGAGAUGAAGGAAAAGAAGAAGGCAAAAAGGAAGAUUGUAGAUAAUGGAGUUGUGUCAGCAGAUGACUCUCCUCCUGUGUUAGAACUUACGUGUCCGGUGUCAUCGCCGCUGCCAGGCGACGCUCCGCUGGAACCGCCCGUCCUGGGCAUCGUAACGGGAGGGCGACGAUCGCCUGGGCGCUACUACAAGCGCCAGAGAUCAUCACGAAGUGGCAGCAAAAGCCAUGGCGAGGAUGAAGCCGAAUUGGGUGAGACGCCUUCUUCCCGACCGGAGGUCGUGCACGAGGGCACGCCGCUGGGAACGCCGCCCGCCCUGCCCGCGGUAGGCGUCGGCCGCCGCACGUCCGUCCUGUUCAAGAAGGCCAAAAAUGGCGUGAGAGCCGGCAAAAAGAAAUCUCCACCGCAGCACAACGGCAAAGCGGUAGAGGAUCCGAUCGAUGGCUGGGACGGCGACUCCGCCACCCUGCAUUCACCCCACGCCAACGUCACCAUCUUACCACCCACUCCUCCCUCACCCUCCUCGCGCCACCUGAGGCCUCGAGGCCACAGCUCAGACAGCGAGGCGGACAAACACUCUAGUGAGGGAGACCCGACAAAUGAAAAACAUGCCUCAGAGGAACACAACGAUGACCACAAAGUCAACUGCACAGUGUCCCCUCCCAAACGCAGCCGAGGUAAACCCGCUCUGGCCAAGGAUCUCAUCAACGACAAUGGAGACAUCUCAGAAACAGGCAAGCCUACGCUUCUUUGUCCCGACAGCUAUACAGAGUUGGCCCCUCUAGAUUUGGUGUGGGCCAAAUGCAGAGGCUAUCCAUCAUACCCAGCUAUGAUCGUUGACCCAGACAUGCCCCAGGAAGGACUCCUCCACAACGGCAUCCCAAUCCCAGUGCCUCCCGUGGAGGUGCUCAAGAUGGGCGACUGGAGGCGGAUAGAGGCCGGACAAAAGCUCUUCCUGGUACUCUUCUUUGACACAAAAAGGACUUGGCAGUGGCUCCCUCGGGAUAAACUGCUGCCCAUGGGAAUGGACGACACGGUUGACAAACUGCGCCUGAUGGAAGGCAAGAAGCCGAGCGUUCGCAAGUCGGUGCACACUGCGUACGACCGCGCCAUGAUGCACUUGAACUGUAUCCGAGGCAACCUCAACUUCACACCCACCUCCAACUUUAUAUGACUUUUUUUGCGUUGAACCGCAAACAAAAUGGGAAAAUUCUCCAGGUGCUCUUACAAUGAAGGGUAAGUAGUGGGCAGAGUUUGACUCAACCACUUGUCGCUUUGAGUUCAAAUCAAAUUAUUUUUAUUUUGACGUUUUGGCCAAAGUAAUUUAAGACUUGUAAAUAAUGAACGCUCAAAAGGGAAACUUGUAUUUUGUGAACGUCACUUGGCACUCUCAUCACAGCUGGACUUAGAAACACCGUUAUAAAUAGUAGACACGAGAUAACGUUUACUAUUACAGUGGAACCUCCAAAAACAAUCUGCUGUUAUUGACUUCUAAGUUGUUCUAAUUUCAAAUAAUUCUUUUACUAUAGGAAAUAAUGUACCAAACCUGUGCUAACUGUACAGGUAAUCUUUUGAGCACCAUUCCUAAGGGAUAUGAACCACUGUAUGCAUAAUGUAGCUAAAUAAGACUAGAAUUAAGUAAAAUUACUCACCCUAUGAAAAGGCCUGACAGAUAUAAUGGAGAGUGAAGGUUACAGGUAUUAGUGGAAUAAAUACAAUUAGACUGAUUCAAGUCUGAGAUUAAAGUCUACAACUCUGAUGUGGGAAAAAUAUAUUCUAGAAAAUAAAAAUAAUAUCGUAGAAAAAAACCUUGUUUUUAAAUAAAAAAGUUUGGGGUGGGGUGUUGGAAUUUCAGUUUUUUUUUUUUUUUUUAAAGAUAAGUGUUUUUUUUAUAAAAGAUGUAUUCUUUUUUUCCCCCAAAAAAGGUUUAAAUAUGAAAUUCAUUGAGGAAAAUUCAUUUUAAAAAACGAUGUAAAAUUGUGAAUUUAUUCUCCUAAGAUUAGCACUUCUUUUUUGGGGGGGGAAUGACUUCUCAAAACAAUAUUCUCGCAAGAUUGCGAGUUUUUGUCAUAGUACAAUUUUCACAUUUUUCUAAUGCUCCCUAUGGGGCCAUUGAAGUGCCAUACUAAAUUUAUGAAAAACAAUGAUUUAUUAUUAGAUAAUUAACAGUGUGUUAAAUGUUUUGGACUACUGUAAUCAGUGUAUUUGCCUUUUAUUGUAAAAUUAAUGUAUGCAAUAGACAAAGACCCUUUAAAGUGAAAUUAAAUGUCAUCUAUAUUUGACACAACACAGAAGUGUGCUGUGAACAACCCUGCCAAAUUUGAAUGUUUAAAAAAAGAACAAGUAUAUAAAAUGAGGCUUAAAAAUUUUGAAAAGCCGUUCUCGCUACACUCAACGCUGUGGGCGUGGCCGCUGAAUGCACAAAAGCACACCCGGUUCAACUGUCAAUCGAAUACCACUACGACGACCUGGAAAAUAUGGACGCUCCUUUGUCUAGCAUCUUUCAUAUGCCUACACAUAACUACAUAUUUGAGCCGCAAAACUAUAUGCACUUAAAGCCUCCACUGGCUGGAUUAUAUCCCACCGGGUCGUCACGGGGCUUUUCCACGCCGUGACUACAAGGCGCUCUAACUCGGUCUUGGUCCACAAUUCAGUACUAUACAGUUCUGUCUUUACACGUAUUCAGCAUUUAUCUUCAAAUAUAUAUAUUUAGAAACAAAUCUCUGAAUUCACUUUACAGUAUCUUUAAUUAAUUGUACUGCUCAUACUGAGAAACCAGGAUCCGAAGUUCCAUAUCCAGUUCUAUCUUUAUCAUCACACAUUUUAUUUGGUUUUUUUGCCAUCACUGGUGCCCCUUUUCUGUGGUGAUGUCACUGAAAAGACAAAGAAAAAGCCAAUGUUGGAGGUUCUGCUGUAUUUUCUUUUUUUGGGGUGGGGGGGGGGAUAGUACGCAGUAUAUUGUAGUCCAGCCAUGACGUGAUAUAAAGUACAUGGGACUUGUUGUCUGUACUUACGUUUUUUUCCAUAUUGUGAAAGUGUAUGUGGAGUACCUGCUAAGUGCAUACAAAGACUACUGCAGUCGAGUGACGUUUUAACCGACUUGAAAAGCACAAAUUGGCUCCUGUGUGUGUGUGUGUGUGUGUGUGGCACAUACGAUUAUGAUUACUAAGCGUAGUAAAAGGUGCAUGUUUAUAGUUUUGUACAUAUGUAAAUGUUUGUUUAUACCAGCUAACGGGAAGUAAUUUAAAACGAAUGCCAUUAUAGAAAUGUAAUUUAUAUUAAGAAAAGAAGAAAAAAAACAAGACAGUUGAGAUUAUUGUAACGAAAAGAGUCAAAUAACGGGAAAAGCCUUUUUGUGUGUAAAAUGCUUUGUAGCUCUUUGUAAUAGUGACGACAUGUCAGAAAGUUUUCUUUAAAAAAAAAAAAAAAAAAAAAAAAAAAUCACAGCACAACACUUGAGCCUUCCUGGGGUUCUCCUUUCUCUGGCAAACCUUGUCUUCAAGAGGCCAUAUUUUCUCACACAACAAUAAAAGCUGUUUGAAUCUAC